This is a messenger RNA of Vanessa atalanta (red admiral), 1023 nucleotides long. RefSeq lists its product as uncharacterized. The transcript is spliced from 8 exons. The coding region runs from base 115 to 1023 and encodes 302 amino acids. The record is from RefSeq and is a predicted model, not a curated record. Lineage: Eukaryota; Metazoa; Arthropoda; Insecta; Lepidoptera; Nymphalidae.
CUAAACAUAAACAGAAAAAGUUAUGUCAUUUAUUUAAUUAUAUUGUACAAAAAUUACAUUUGUUUAUUGAAAAUAUCUUUAGAUACGAUCGUUUAAUAUUAUUUACAAGCUAUCAUGGAAACAUGCGUUAGAGGAUUUUCUUUUAUGCCAGAUACGAAAGUCGAUGUGGUAGAUUUAAAAUACGUUGAAAGUGAGGAAUUAGAGAGAACUUGGAAAACAACAAGAAGAGAACGUCUUAAACAGCAAGAAAUGAAAAUUUGGGAAGAAUUCGUUAAAGAAGAAGACAUUGUUCGUAAUAUUAGUCGAGAUGAUCCAUAUCAGUUCAUAGAUCAAUUACCCGAGUCAUGUAUAAAGGAACUAUUAGAUGUGGAACUGCAGAAAAUGAAACAAGAAAUUGAAGAAGUUGAGGCUGACGAGAUUGAAGUGACUGAUGACAAAGAAGUGAACAAUCAGCAUGUGGUGACAUUUACUGAAGAUAUUGAGAAGGAAUGUGGAAUGUUAAACAUAUUUGAUGAUGAUAAAGACGAUGAUGUGUCUGGACCAGAAGAUGAAGUGCUUAAUGAUUCCAUUGGAAGUCCAUGCACAGUGCGAGAGAGACAAGUAGAAGAUGAUACUCAAUUGCCAGUCUCAAAACAUCAAAGUUCAGAUAAAAUAUCCUGUAAGUCUUCAGAUGAGAAUGUGACUGAUAUGAUAGAAAGCAAUAUCUACAGCGCUAAGAUCAAGGAAUUGAAGAUUAAAAUCAAUGAGGAACUCGUUAGUAUUCUUGAGUUUUUGGAAAAAGAAGACUUCAGGAGCAUGGAUCCAGUGGAUGUACCGAAAAUGAUGAAACGCUCCGUUGAGUUCAGUUCGCGGUUCAGUCGCGUGCACGUGUACCCGCUGCAGCGACAGCUGGCGGAGCUGGAGCGGCAGGCGCGCGCGGGCGCGGCGGCGCGACACACGCACGCGCGCGCGCACCGCUCGCGCCUCUGCGCGCUGCUGCACGGCCUGCUCGCCGCGCUGCAGGUACGCACUCGAAAGCCGUAG